CCGGCGGUGUUCCCGGACUUCGGCGACCUCAAAAGGAUGGCGGCGACGGAGUCGGAUCUUGAAUGGUGGAGGACGAUGAUCGGAUUCGACGAAGCAUCCAACGGAUCUCCCAACGGGGACGACGUCAAGCCCGCCGACUUGAGAGGCAGCGGCGUUUUUUCCGCCACCGUCCUCACCGGCGGAUUCUCCGGCUAUGUCGGUGACGGCGCCGAAAAUCCGGACUAUGUGGUAAAUUCAUUUUCAACUUGUGGGGGAAUAGCAGAUGCCAAUACAGUUGUCUGUUCCCAAAACGUCAUUACCAAGAAUUCCACCAUUUCUGCUACUAAUGAUUCCCAGUCAUCCAUGUGUGGCACUGUUGGAAGCCCGGUAUCUUCUAAUAAACCAAGUGACAGAGACAAUCAAGCCAAAGUAGCUACAAGUGGUUCCUCUGAACCUUCUGAUGAGGAUGAUGAAACUGGUCCUUGUGAACAAAGCACAAAUCCUGUUGAUGUGAAGCGCCUUAGAAGGAAGGAAUCUAAUCGCGAAUCUGCAAGGAGGUCAAGAAGAAGAAAACAAGCGCAUUUAGCUGACCUUGAGAUGCAGGUUGAAAAGCUGAAACUGGAAAAUGCAACCCUAUACAAGCAGUUUAAUGAUGUUAGACAACAAUUUCAUGAGGCGGAUACUAAUAACCGAGUGCUAAAAUCAGAUGUUGAAGCCUUGAGAGCUAAGGUGAAGUUAGCCGAGGAUAUGGUCACUCGAGGCUCUGUUACCACCUUAAACAACCAACUUCUUCAGCCUCAUUCUCAACUGAGCGCGCCACCACAGCUUAACACGACGACUAGUAGUCUGCGUCAUAUGGCUCACGUGUCGCCGACCAUCACUGUCCAUGCAAACGAUGCCUUAUACAAUAAUGGUGGUGGUGGAGGUGGACAGAAUCAUCCAGGUCUUGGUGGGCUGGGAGACUUGGAUAUUCCUUACAAUGACAUCAACAAUGGAGUCAUAAACGAUGCUCUAAACUCCAUGAACAUCUGGCAGCAGUAAGAGUUUGUUAUGCUCACUACUAGGAUUUGUGUAGGGUCCAAUUAGAUCCAACUUUAUAUUUUGUAUGUCUGUUCCAAUUAGAUUGUAUAUGUAGGUUACAUUGUUAUUGUAUUUUGGAUACAUUUCCUUUGUGGAUUAUGCUCAUUAAAAUAGUGUGUCCUUUCUUGAUGUAUUUCUUUCUUCUGUAUAAAGGGACUUGAUUGCUUUAUCCACUUCUCA
This is a messenger RNA of Arachis ipaensis, 1239 nucleotides long. RefSeq names its product basic leucine zipper 9. Lineage: Eukaryota; Viridiplantae; Streptophyta; Magnoliopsida; Fabales; Fabaceae. Gene Ontology annotation, biological process: regulation of DNA-templated transcription. Gene Ontology annotation, molecular function: DNA-binding transcription factor activity. The record is from RefSeq and is a predicted model, not a curated record.